CUUGCAACUCCUCUUCGUAACUCGCCGUAACUUGUCGUAACUUAUCAGUUUUGUCUCCAACUUGUCCCUUCCCAUUUUCAAUUCUUCCAUGAAUAUUCAAAGUCUCAUGCAUUCUGAGCUGUCACAGUCAGGACUGUCAGGUUCUGCAACCUUUUUAUUUUACUUGCACCCUGCACUGCCUUAUAUCCAAUAGGUACUUGUAUUUGUUUUAAAUAACUACCUGUAAACAGAGCAAAGCGUUCUCUUGGCUUGCUUCUAGCCCAUUCCUCAUCAUUCUUCUUUCCAUAACCCUUUCGUCUGUAUCUCGAUCAGCCUCUCAGCUGCUUUGGCGACAAGUCUACCACAUCAUAUUCUCAGCCGAUAGUUUCUGGAGCGCGGUUCCUUUAUUUUCUAUCUAAUACCUUCAACUCAACGACACCGGGGACUAGGCAAACAUGGCAACGAGCAGGAUGCGCAGGGUAGCUAAAGAGCUCUCCGACAUAAAGGCUGAUGCGGAUUUAUCCGGUAUCACUGCCCUGCCCGCCGACGGUGACGAUGACUUUACGCACCUCAAGGCUCGGAUACCUGGUCCUCCAGGCACUCCUUACGAGGGUGGGAGGUUCAUCGUGGACGUCAAGAUCCCCAACGAAUAUCCUUUUCGCCCUCCUGUUAUGAAGUUCGAUACCAAAGUCUGGCAUCCAAACAUUAGCAGUCAAACUGGUGCCAUCUGUUUAGAUACCAUAAGCUCCGCCUGGUCUCCCGUCCUCACUAUAAAGUCCACCCUUCUAUCUUUGCAGGGCCUUUUCGAAAGCCCCGAACCCAAGGACCCGCAAGACGCCGAAGUAGCCAAGAUGAUGAUAAACGACAGAGAAGCUUUCAACAAUAAGGCGCAUGAUUGGGCUGUGCGCCACGCCCGUGCCCCUCCAAAUCCCAAAUACCAAUACGUCCAGCCGCGGACCACCAUCGCGCCACAGCAGGUCGACGACAGCAGAUACCAGGGCUACAACAAGGAUCUCAUCGAUAGAUUCGUUAGUAUGGGAUUCGAUAUCGAGCGGGUUGUAGAGGCCUUCCAAUUUGUUGGUAUCGAUAGGCUUGACGGACAGGAUUAUGAGCUGGAGGAAGCGUACAUGGGUGAUAUCACAGCUCGAUUGUUAGGAGAACCCUAGUGCAACAAGAUGGUCCGACGACACGCAUGCCCAAAUCUCACUUUACCGCUAUCAUAUACCGGCUCAUCUUUCUAUUCGAGACCUCCUAUGUUAACCCACAUAAGAUUCUCAAAUAUCAGUAACAGAAUAGGGUUAUAUCAGGUGCACUCAGUAGUCAGAAAUGUCUUCACAGACUUGCAUAAGGAAUUAGGCGUCGGGGGUUCUCGGUUAGGGUGCGCUACGCUUUGCAUGAAUCAAAUUACAUGAAUUAAAUUCCUCCUUUAGCUAUGCCUCGGGGCUAUGUUUAUAUGUUUUAAUUAUAUUCGCCUUGUCUCUGGUGUGUUGAUUCCUAUGUAGCUCUAGGUGCUUGUGAUUCCUUAGGUGGGU
Daldinia loculata is the source of this 1511-nucleotide messenger RNA. Its product is annotated as ubiquitin-conjugating enzyme/RWD-like protein. The transcript is spliced from 3 exons. Bases 435 to 1145 code for a protein of 236 amino acids. The record is from RefSeq and is a predicted model, not a curated record. NCBI's taxonomy places the organism in Eukaryota, Fungi, Ascomycota, Sordariomycetes, Xylariales, Hypoxylaceae. Gene Ontology annotation, molecular function: protein binding.